AUGGGUUGGCCCACGCGUUGCGAUUUAUCCAGCGCGGAUGCCCAGUAUGCCUACUGCGCUAAUGGGCCAGUGGCUGUCUUCUUCUCUGUCCUGUUUGGAUUGACCUGGAUCGCACAUCUGGUCCAGGCCGUGAUGUACCGGAAAAAGUUCUGCUGGGUCAUGGUCGUGGGCACAUUAUGGGAAUGCAUCGGGUUGGUGAUGCGAACCUAUUCCACAAUCGACCAGACCCAAGCCAACACGGCUUCGGCGGGCCAAUUGUUGGUCCUGUUGGCUCCGCUGUGGGUGAAUGCCUUUGUGUAUAUGAUCUUCGGUCGCAUGGUGUACUAUUACCUGCCGGAGAAACGAGUGUUUGGCAUUCGCGCGGAGUCACUGGCGAAAGUCUUUAUCUGGCUUGAUGUGAGCUCCUUCAUCGUUCAAGCGACGGGCGGUAUUAUGGACUCCGACUUCAGUCCCGAGAUGAACAAGAUCGGUCUUCAUAUCUAUACGGCAGGAAUCGCGGUGCAGCAGCUCUUCAUCGUGAUAUUUUGUGCGCUGAUCUACGCUUUUCAUCGGCGAAUGCGCGAGGGAGCCGGAGACUACUCGCGUGGUCCGCACUGGCACACUUUGGUGAUUGCGAUGUAUGGGACGUUGGCCUGCAUUACAAUUCGAAUCGUUUACCGUCUCAUUGAAUUUGCCAACACCGACACCGCUGGUAAGAGUCCCCUGACGGUGCACGAGGCCCCCUUCUACUGCCUGGAGUGCGUCCCGAUGUUCGCGGCAAUGAUUAUUUGGAACAUCUGGCAUCCCGGCCGCUACCUCCAGGGCGAGGAGAGCGAGUUCCCCAAAAAGAUCAAGGUCUCACGCAAGGAUAAGAAGCGUCAAAAGCAAGAGGCGAAAGACCUGAAGCGCCAGGGCCGGAAGCGCUCGUCGAGUCGGAGGGGCAAGCGGGACUCUGAGUACCACCUGACAUCUGCCGAUGAAGGGACGUACGAGGACGCCUAUCCCAUGCAUGGUCGCCAACGAUAG
This is a messenger RNA of Penicillium diatomitis, 1005 nucleotides long. Its product is annotated as RTA1 domain-containing protein. NCBI's taxonomy places the organism in Eukaryota, Fungi, Ascomycota, Eurotiomycetes, Eurotiales, Aspergillaceae. The record is from RefSeq and is a predicted model, not a curated record. Gene Ontology annotation, cellular component: membrane. The coding region runs from base 1 to 1005 and encodes 334 amino acids. The transcript is spliced from 4 exons.